UGCACAGCAGCUUUGCCAGAUGAGCAAUCGCAGUGAGACAGAGCAGGCUCAGCGAGAAUGGCUCCGGCCUGUAUUUGGGGGCUGUACACCAGCUGGUUACUCUCCACUUCUUUUAGUUCACAUGACAUUAGCGCAGCCCCGAUGGAAUCGCCUCCCUGCCUCAUUCAGAGUGAACUGCGCAGGUUCUCGGAAGCUCCCAAACGGCUUCCUCCGUCAAAUGAGUGCAUGUUAAACUGCACGGUGCUGACCUACAUGAAGAUCCUCCGGCAGCGGAAGAGAAUGACCGUCCGUCUACACAAUUCAGUGACAGCCAGUGAGAAUGAAUACUGCUGGCCUUCCCACUUGCGCUGCCGGAAUGGAGAGCGGCUGGACAAAGCUUUUGUGUUCUUAGACACCAACAAAGAAAAACAAAAUGUGUCUGUUGGCUAUAUUCUUAAUUCUGUGAUGGCUAUGUCAGCCCAGGGUGUACACGUGACCCCACAGGUUACCAGCUCAAUAAUGAGUGAGCAGUGUGGCAUCACAUUUGAUAUGACUAAGCUUUUCAAAGCCACAGUCAGUACAUUGUGUGUGCAAGUCACCUGCCAGGACAAUACUUCCAUAUCAUGUGACUCGCUAAACAACACUCUUAAAUGUCCACCAUUCUUGGCGACAGUAUGGUCCAGGACCUAAUAACCCUUCUCAUGAAGGGCACUGGACAUUGUGUUCACAGUGAAUUAACUAUGUAGCAUUUUUCCAAAGGUUUUUGGAAUGAGGCCUAAUUGAAGACUACAGUUGGACAGAAGUUAGAACUGUGAAGUGGUUCUCAGAAGUAUUGGAGACCCCAUGUUUUAUAGAGAAAGGAUGAUCAUCUAUUUUUUUAUAUGUCUCUGUUCUGUGUAAGUCUGAAAGUUCAACAUAAGAACAUAAGAAAUAGGAGCAUGAAAAGGAUAUUUGGCUCCUUAAAUCUGUUCUGCCAUUCAGUAAGAUGAUUGCUGAUUGUAGCCAUAACUGCACUUUCCUGUCUCAAUUCCCUUGUAAAUCAUAACUGAGGGCAUCACUCAGAUCUGAAUGCUACUGAGUGUCAAGCUAAAUAGUCAAUGCAAGAUGUUAUUGAAAUAAGGUUGCCAACCCUUCCUGAAUUGUCCUAAAGUCUGCUGUUCUUAAAAAAUAAUUUCCUGGAUGUGCAAACCAAGAGAGAAAAAUGGUAAGGGUUUAAAAAAAAAAUGAAAUUGAAGCUGGGUCUGAAAGGCAUCAGCAAAAAUGAUCCAAUUAGGCAGUUCAAAGUCUGCUCUCAUUACGCUGGUGCUCCUGGAAUGGACAUAUCAGGUAACCAAUGCCAUUAGCAUGGAAGCAGAGCCAUUAUACAUAACAGUUCUUGCAUUGAAAACUUCCAGGAAUACAUCCAACCAUGGUGGCAAUCAAUAUCGAAUGCCACAUGGUUCCUGCUGCACAACUUAUUCCUUCUCACAAAUCGUUCAAUCCUUGCUCUGUUCAAAAACAGAGGUGACAGAGUCACAAAUGAAAACAGACCCUUCGGUCUAAACAGUCCACGCCAACCAUAUUCCCAAACUAAACCAGUGCCACCUGCCUGCAC
Molecule: messenger RNA, 1573 nt
Organism: Rhincodon typus (whale shark)
Lineage: Eukaryota; Metazoa; Chordata; Chondrichthyes; Orectolobiformes; Rhincodontidae
Exons: 2
Coding region: 58-669 (203 amino acids)
Source: RefSeq, a predicted model, not a curated record